This is a messenger RNA of Dermatophagoides farinae (American house dust mite), 2297 nucleotides long. RefSeq lists its product as uncharacterized. Gene Ontology annotation, molecular function: protein binding. Lineage: Eukaryota; Metazoa; Arthropoda; Arachnida; Sarcoptiformes; Pyroglyphidae. The record is from RefSeq and is a predicted model, not a curated record.
UAUAUAAGUACUAUAUUACGCAAUAAUUAAUUGUUACGACAAGUUAAGAAAAUUUUUUUUGAUACUUAUUAUGGUAAUAACUGAAAUACUUUCUUACUCAUACAUAACAAAGUAUUCAUUUGUCUACAACUACUAUCUAAAUGUGUGUUAUGACUUUGUUCAAGAUUUUACCAUUUUGAUAAUUUAAUUGGAUGGCAAUUGAUAUAUAUGCUGAUUAUUAUCAUAGCAACACUGUGAAUUAAAAAAAACCCUUCCUUUUGAUUUAUAUUUUUUCUCUGUAUGAAUUCAAAACCUAAUUCUCAUUAUCAACAAGCAAUAAUAUAAUAAACAAAACUGAUAUGAUGAGGAAGAAGAACAUUUAAAAUUCCUUUGAAUUAAUUGCUAAAUAAAGGAACAAACAUCACAAUGGCAUCAUCAUCGUCAUCAUUCAGUAUGGAUCUUUUAUCUUCCAUGAUCUGGUCACCGUAUCAGACAAUACAACAGGCUGUUUUACCUUUUUAUCAUCGAUCGUCUGGACCCUCUACGAUUAUUGACCUUAAUGAUAAUUGUUUAUGGACGAUUUAUUAUUAUUUAGAUUUUGAUGAUCUUGUUCGCUGUCGACGUGUUUCCCGUCGUUUUUUAUCGACCGUUAAUGAUUAUUUUAAAUUGAUGAAAAAUUUCUAUUAUGAUUGCCAUAUGAAUGGUGUACGACUUCGUCAUGGUCAAUAUCAAUUCAAUAUUUGUUCAUUUGAAUUUUGGCUCGAACAUAUGCCAUCCAUUCGACGAUUACGUUUUGAACAAUGUCAUAUGAUGCGUAAUGCUCUCGCACAUUGUCAAUUUAAUCUAUUCGAUUCAAUAUCGGCAUUUAUUACCGAUUUAAAAGAACUACAUCUUGGACGAGCUUUAUUCAUUAAUCAACAUUCAUUAUCACAACUGAUUCAUGCAUUUCCAUUGUUAACACAUCUAACUAUAACUAUUUACGAUGAACAUUUAUUAUCGCAAAUCAUUUCUGGAUUUCAACACUUAUAUUAUUUAAAUCUUGAUGAAAGUAUUCUCUAUCAUUAUUCACCGUCAUUGAGGAAUUUACCUCCAUCCAUUCGUGUAUUGAUUCCACCGAUAGAUUUGAAGAAUGAAAAAUCUCAGAUUCUCAAAUCAAUAUGUGAUGGACAUGGAAUCAAAUUGGAACGAUUGGAAAUACGCGCAACAAUCCAUAAUAUCAAUGACGAUCGUCAUUAUUUCGAUUUGAUUGGCCAGAUUCUUGUCAAACUACAAUGGCUUCAAUUGGAUCUUUCUUGUGCGUCGCUUUUUAAUCCACAAUUUACAUUGGAUGGUCAUCAACAGGAAAUUAAUAAUAACUAUCGUGAUGAUUAUGAAUCAAAUUCCAACGGAUGUUUAAAUUUGAUCUCCGGUCUACAUCGUUUGGUUAAUCUUAGAGUAUUGAUAUUGAAAGAAAAAGAUUAUUUCGAUGAUAAUUAUCAUGAUGAUGAAGAAUCGACAAUCAGCAAUUCAAAUCGAUGUCGUAGUCUCUUUGAUGAUUUUUCCAUGUUGAAGAUAUUCAAAGGUUGUUCAAAAUUAAUAAUGCUUUCAAUCUCAUCAUCACUUUGCUGUAAUCGUAAUGAUUAUGCACGUUAUACGAUGAAUCGAAAACAAGAUGAUCAAAAUAUAAAUCGCAUAUUGAACAGAUGUUUUAGAAAACAGCAAAUGGUAGAUGAGGAUGGCAAUAUUUUUGAUUGUGAUAUUUAUGACGAUGAAGCUAUAAAUCAUUCUAGUCAUCAUAUGAAAAAUGACAAUGAUUCCAUUGAUGGUUGUCGCAGCACAUUAAAAGAAUUGAUAGCUGAACAAAACCUGGAUAGUGGUUUCGAUAAUAAUAAUGAUCAGAGUAUUAGUGUAUCCAAAUUAGUACCGAAUUCAAUAAGUGAUCACUCAUUAUCUACAUUAGAUCAAUAUCUUCCAAAUUUACGAAUAUUAAGGCUACGUGGUGUUCGUAUUGGACAACGUUCAUUAUUGGCUAUACAGAAUCUUGAACGAUUACAAUUUUUGCGUUUAGAUUCGAUACGAUUCAAUCGAAAUGAAAAAUCAUCAAUCAAAGAAUCAUUUAGUGAAUUAAUGCGUACACUAACAUCCGAUAUGUAUCAAUCAGAUGAACAAUAUCAACAAAAUCGGCAACAUCGUACAUCAAUUCAUUUGACGAACAUUCCAUUGAUCUGAAAAUCAAAAAUGUUAUACACAUUUUACUCAUAAGUUUUUCAUUUUUAAUCAGAUGUUUUAAUCAAUCAAACAAACAAACAUGAAUACAUUGCAAUUGGGAAAAGGGUCAA